AUGUCAGUCAUAGAAAUCGAGUCGGAGGAGCAGUUUACUCAGCUUACGAAAACUGAUCCAGACCAGUUGGUCACUUUAUACUUCCACACCCCAUGGGCUGCGCCAUGCCAGACCAUGAACUCUGUCAUCAAAACUUUGGCCAAUGCUAACCCUUCGGUCACUUUUCUUUCCAUCAAUGCAGACGACCAGCUGGAAAUCAGCGAGUUGUUUGAAGUUUCUGCUGUGCCUUACUUCAUUUUGAUUCGUAACUCAACCAUCUUGAAGGAAAUGAGUGGUGCUGACCCAAAGGAAUUGAUUGCCGCUUUGAAUGAGUUUUCCAGUGGUGGCAAGGCACCCUCUGCGGAAGAAAAAGGGCCUGCCGCCGCUUCGGCCCCUCCAACAGCAACAAACGAAUCCCAGGCUCCCGAAGAUCUCAACGAACGUUUGCAAAAAUUGACCUCCGCAGCUCCUGUGAUGCUUUUCAUGAAGGGUUCCCCUUCCGCUCCACAAUGUGGGUUUUCCCGCCAAUUGGUGGCCAUAUUGAGAGAGCACCAAGUGAGAUUCGGCUUCUUUGAUAUUUUGAAGGAUGACUCUGUGCGUCAAGGAUUGAAAACAUUUUCUGAUUGGCCCACAUUCCCACAGUUGUACAUCAACGGCGAAUUCCAGGGAGGAUUAGAUAUCAUCAAAGAGCUGCUUGAAGAUGACCCCGAGUUUUUCGAAAAGGCAGUCUCAGCAUGA
This is a messenger RNA of Clavispora lusitaniae ATCC 42720, 717 nucleotides long. It is a transcript of the gene GRX3, whose product is annotated as monothiol glutaredoxin. The record is from RefSeq and is a predicted model, not a curated record. Gene Ontology annotation, molecular function: 2 iron, 2 sulfur cluster binding. Gene Ontology annotation, cellular component: nucleus; cytosol. Lineage: Eukaryota; Fungi; Ascomycota; Pichiomycetes; Serinales; Metschnikowiaceae. Gene Ontology annotation, biological process: intracellular iron ion homeostasis.